Messenger RNA from Seminavis robusta, 915 nucleotides. NCBI's taxonomy places the organism in Eukaryota, Bacillariophyta, Bacillariophyceae, Naviculales, Naviculaceae. The record is from the annotation of a GenBank genome assembly.
AUGCCCAGAGAAUCCUUCCUGAUCUGUGGCUUUGUUGUCCUUCUCCUUCUCCUGGUCGUUGACCUCCAAGGCACAGGCAGACUCUAUGAUGACUACCAAGAAAAAGAGAGCGGGGCGGAAAUGGAACAGAUGUGCUCUCGCAAUGGAUUUGAUCUGACCAUGAAAUCCUACAACUUAAGCCACGAGGAACGAAGCCAUUCAUCUGCUGGCAGUAGCUAUCGUGAUUUCAACCAGAAAAACAACUGGAUCUGUGCACUCCCCGCGAGCAAUCCUACACCAACCUACAGUCCUCACCUCUUUUCUUGCAAGCUCACCUUCCACGCCAUCCCCGAGGAAGAUCACCAAGCCCCCGCCAAGUGCACUAAGAACAACGAGAAGGUUGUGCACGGGAAAGGCAUUCCCGAGACUUUGCAAGAGUAUGUUUCCAAUUGGCCUGACAGUUGUGUUCGAGACUUCCAACGAUGUUAUUCUGUCCACAAAGAAAAGUAUAUCAUUGCUGGAUUGUUUUGUCGCAAACGCUGGUCAAUUCCCGAUGGUGUUUCUCACAUUUCAGUGGAUUGCUCCAUCAAAAAGGAAGCAACGCUUCGGCGAAUCAAGGAAAUCCAGACAAACAGCGAAGUGGAAAGGCGGAAGCAAACAAAGCAGGCAACACGAGAACAAGUGAGCAAGACUACAAACGACCAGAUCAGCGGCUUGGCUUCCCAAAACAAGCAACUUCGUCAAGUGACAAUCGUCUUGGUUGCGUUCGGAGGAGCUCUUCUUUGUUUGUGUGUCUGUUGCAUUGUGUUGAUUUGUCCUCAGUGUCACCUUGUCCAGGAGAAUACUAUCCAUCAACCCGUAGGAGAGGAUCCACAGGGAGCCACCACCAGCCAGCUUCCUACAGAUGAACGAGUGCUUGUGGCUAUCUCAGCCUAG